Messenger RNA from Neurospora tetraspora, 168 nucleotides. RefSeq lists its product as uncharacterized. The transcript is spliced from 2 exons. Bases 1 to 168 code for a protein of 55 amino acids. The record is from RefSeq and is a predicted model, not a curated record. NCBI's taxonomy places the organism in Eukaryota, Fungi, Ascomycota, Sordariomycetes, Sordariales, Sordariaceae.
AUGAAGUUCCAACUCCUCGCCGUCUUCUCUCUCAUCGCCAUUGCUUCAGCAAGACCCAUUGUUUGCCCAGAUGCCAAGCGCGAUGCUAUCCUCAAAGGUGACCUACCAAAGGAGGCAUGCUGUAGCUACGGCCGGUGCUUGGGAGAUGUGGUGAUUGCCUCGUCAUGA